AUGUUACCUCCAGUGCCAUCACCUGCUGAUUAUGGGAUCACUCCCGAUUAUGGGUUCCUUCCCCAAGAGCCUCCACUGGCGGUUCUCCCGGAUCCAUACUAUGCUAAGUGGGAGGCCAUCGUGGGGAACUUGCAAGCCCUCAUCCUGAGCAAACGGGUCCGGUCCCUGGUGGAGCGUCUCCCCCUACUAUCUACUGAGUACCUCCAGACAGAUGCUGAGUGGCGUCGCGCCUACGUGGUACUUGUGUUUAUGCUGCAUGGCUUUGUCUGGGGAGGUGAUCGUCCCGCUGAGAGGAUUCCCCCUCAGCUUACAGUGCCAUUGUUUAAAGUCUGUGAACGGCUCGAAGUGCCCCCAGUUGCCACUUAUGCCGGGGUUUGCCUCUGGAACUACAAGCCGAUAUUUCCCGACGAGCCGGCCACCCACUUGGAUAACCUGGCUUGCCUGCAAACAUUCACUGGGUCACUGGAUGAACAAUGGUUCUACCUCGUCUCUGUUGCUAUGGAGGCACGUGGAGGUCCCUCCAUCCCGUUGAUGCUCCAAGCUAUCACAGCUGCGCGUGCAGGAAAGAGCCAGGUCGUGACCGAAUGCCUGCAGCAACUGGCUGAAACCAUUGAUGAAACCGCUGAAUUAUUACAACGGAUGUACGACAACUGUGACCCAUACGUCUUCUACAACCGCAUUCGCCCAUAUCUAGCCGGAAGCAAAAAUAUGAGUGACGCCGGCUUGCCCAAUGGUCUGUUAUAUGAUGACGGCCACAACCCAGAAUACCGACAAUACGGCGGAGGCAGCAAUGCCCAAAGCUCGCUGAUCCAAUUCUUCGAUAUCGUCCUCGGCGUGGAACACCGACCAACCGGUACAAGCCGCGACAGCGACGACAGCGGCAAGACCCGUAACAGCUUUAUCCACGAGAUGCGCACCUACAUGCCCGGCCCACACCGACGAUUCCUCGAACAAGUCGACUCAGUAGCCAAUAUCCGCGCCUUUGUUGAAGCCCGCCGCGGAGACUCAGCCCUCUGCAUUGCCUACGACGCAUGCCUAGCCAUGCUGCGUGUCCUCCGCGACAAGCACAUCACCAUGGUGUCCCGCUACAUCAUUAUCCAAUCCCGUAGUGCGCGUCAACCCUCGCAGUCCAGCAGUCGACCGGCAGCAACCAACCUCGCCACCGCCACACCGACCGAUAAGAAGAAGUUGCGCGGGACAGGUGGGACUGCCCUCAUUCCAUUCUUAAAACAAGCACGAGAUGAAACUGGCGAGCCUGCUAUUGAUGCAUGGGCUCGACGACUGCUUAGUGACGGCCCUGUUGAGAAGACCUUUGCUUCACUAAGUAAAGUUGGCGAGCAGCCAGACGGGCAUCUUGAAGUUGUUGGUCUAUGCGGGACAUGGACUGCCGACGAUAGCGAGGGUGGCAUUUGUCACUGGUAA
Penicillium antarcticum is the source of this 1422-nucleotide messenger RNA. Its product is annotated as indoleamine 2,3-dioxygenase. The record is from RefSeq and is a predicted model, not a curated record. The transcript has 2 exons. Lineage: Eukaryota; Fungi; Ascomycota; Eurotiomycetes; Eurotiales; Aspergillaceae. Gene Ontology annotation, biological process: 'de novo' NAD+ biosynthetic process from L-tryptophan. Gene Ontology annotation, cellular component: cytoplasm. Gene Ontology annotation, molecular function: heme binding; metal ion binding; indoleamine 2,3-dioxygenase activity. The coding region runs from base 1 to 1422 and encodes 473 amino acids.